CUUGGAAAAAAACAUUUGGCCUUCUCUUACUCAAUCGCAGGUGUUUUUCACGAUUCAUUAUCGACACUCUGUCUUCUGGGAGAGGUACUUUCUCAAACAUGAUAUCUUCUCCAUCUAAUAAGUCUCCCAUUAACUUUGUCUUCGUUGCAAGAGAUGACGACUUACGAAGGCGAGUUUUCUCUAUCUCUUUGUCGUUAAGGGCGGAUGAAGGUAGUGGUUCGAUUACAAAAGCUUUGUCCAGUCUCUUCACAGCUUCCCUCUCUUUAGCGGAACAUUUGUCUGGCCAGUCAUACCCGUCAAAUAAUCGUACUUUUAUGUUCAACUUUUGAAUGGAAAGUCGUGAUUUUAAGAAGACAUCGUCGUGUCCUACUAAAGCUCGGGCGCCCAUAUCCCCUUCUGACAGCGGGUCUGCAAUAGAGUGAAGUGGAAAGUGGUGAUGAAUGAUCUGAGACAACAAAAGACAUCCAGCCGAACAAUCCGAGUCCGUGCUGUACCACCCGGAUAUUUGUUCGUCACCAGGUGGAAUCACGAGCCGUGGCAAGUCGUCUUUAUCCACCGUCGUCCAUUCGUACCCAUCAAGCAUUAAGGUCCGUAGAUCAUUAUCCGCAAUCGUUGGGAUUUUGCUCUCCGAAAUUGAAUGCAACACUUUUGGUUGUUUAAACUCAUCAUAGGGUUUAUCGUCAAUUCUUGAUGUUUCAGGUUCGGGUAUUGAAACACAUUGUGCUUUUUUCAAAUCUAAGAUGUCCUCGUUUGUCAGGGCUGUAAGCUUGGACUGUAAUUCUCCGACUGAGUUUGCGAAGCAGGUGAAAGAAUCCUUGCAACCUUGAAUUGACAAUGUGCCCAUCGUCAAACUUAAGGCGAGGGGCGAAUCUUUUGAAAGAUCAGGUUUCAAGGGUCCUAUUUGAUUUCUCUGCGUAACAAUUGCAUCCAUUGCGUCGAAAGAGAGAACGUUCACGAAAUUCAGUUCUCUCAAAAUUGCCUCUGGCAUUGUUCCGUACAACGACACAUUUUUUCCGCCGCAUUUUUUUUCUUCUUUUGAUAUCAUCGAAUAUUGGCAAAGGCGUCUAUUUUCAUU
Molecule: messenger RNA, 1075 nt
Organism: Pseudo-nitzschia multistriata
Lineage: Eukaryota; Bacillariophyta; Bacillariophyceae; Bacillariales; Bacillariaceae
Source: the annotation of a GenBank genome assembly